Brassica napus (rape) is the source of this 1930-nucleotide messenger RNA. RefSeq names its product protein POLLENLESS 3. The record is from RefSeq and is a predicted model, not a curated record. Gene Ontology annotation, molecular function: protein binding. Bases 288 to 1589 code for a protein of 433 amino acids. The transcript is spliced from 5 exons. Lineage: Eukaryota; Viridiplantae; Streptophyta; Magnoliopsida; Brassicales; Brassicaceae.
AACCGUAAAACUGGAAAACCCAACCUUUAUUAUGUUAACCGUCUCUCUAACUCCUACAGUCCUACCUGACUGGAUUUUAAUUACCAUUUCGCCCCAGCCUUAAAAUCUUAAAAGUUCGUUUAUUUAUAUACAAGCCCUUGAAGUUUUUUGAUAUUGCGAUUUUGCUUUACGUUCUUGAUCUUUUACUCGGACGAUCUCUGAGAGGAACACGAGAACUUGAAUUCCGAGAAAAAAUCUUUCUGGAGAAGAAAUCGAAGUAGUGAACUUUCUCGAAUCGACCAAAAAGAAUGUGCCCCUUCGAAGCUCGUCGUGCUCCACCAGGGGUAUACUGGACUCCGCCGCCGGCGAGAAGAACAGAUCAUGCAGCGGCGAUGCCGAUGUCGGAGAGGAGAAGACCACCGUCAUCUGAGAAAUGCGAUCCCUUUCACAUCGUCCACAAGGUUCCUUCUGGUGAUUCUCCUUACGUCAGAGCCAAACAUGCUCAGUUGGUGUCUAAAGAUCCGAACCGAGCUAUAUCACUGUUCUGGGCUGCAAUAAACGCUGGUGAUCGUGUUGAUAGUGCGUUGAAGGACAUGGCUGUUGUUAUGAAACAGCUUGACCGGUCUGAUGAAGGCAUCGAAGCCAUCAAGUCCUUUCGCUAUCUCUGUCCUUUCGAGGCUCAAGACUCCAUUGAUAACUUGCUUCUCGAACUCUACAAAAAGUCGGGGAGGAUUCAAGAAGAAGCUGAGUUGCUUGAGCACAAGCUGAAAGUGAUUGAGCAAGGAAUGGGGUUUGGUGGUAGGAUCGUGAGAGCAAAGAGGGUUCAAGGGAAACACGUCACCAUGACUGUCGAGCAAGAGAAAGCAAGGGUACUUGGAAACUUGGGAUGGGUUCAUUUACAGCUGCAUAACUAUGGAAUUGCAGAGCACCAUUACAGGAGAGCUUUGUGUUUGGAACCAGACAAAAACAAACAGUGCAACCUGGCCAUCUGCUUGAUGCGUAUGGGUCGAAUCUUAGAAGCUAAAUCUCUGAUUGAUGCUGUGAGAGAUUCUUCUGCAGAGAUCGAGUCCGGAGACGAACCGUUCACGAAGUCUUAUGACAGAGCCGUUGAGAUGUUAGCAGAAGUGGAAUCUAAAGAUCCAGAAGAUGGUCUUUCAGAUAAGUUCUAUGCGGGAUGUUCAUUUGCAAACGGAACAAUGAAGGAAAAUAAAGCUCCUCGAGACGCAAACAGGAACCACUCGCAUGUUCCUCCUUCUCCAGCAUCUGUUAGACAAAACUCUGCAGGCUUGUUUACACAACCACGAGGAUGCAAAGGGGAUCAGAAGAAUGGGGUGAAUGAGGAAGAGACAGGGGGUGCAGCUCGAAAGCUACUGUUUGACAAACCUAUUGGUUCUCAGCAUGUUAAGCUUUUGAAGAGUGGAGAGGGAGAAGAACACAUGAAGGGAAAGAAGCUGGACCAAAACAUGAUUCAUGAUCUCCAUGAAUACAUCAAAGAUACUGCAGACUGUUUGAAGAGUGGAUCUAAGAAAAGCUGGGCAGAUAUGGCCGAAGAGGAAGAGGAAGAUGAAGAAAGUGUGCAGUCACAGCUUAAAACUGCAGAAAUUGUAUAGGCUUAACAUUGUAAUGUUUGCAUAGGCAUAUGGAUUUUACAUUCCAGGACAAAUCUUAGUUCAAUAACAUAACACACAAAGCACAUAAAGAGAGAAACUUCAAUUCAAAGAACAAACAUUAAAAAGAUGAGUGGCACGACUUACAGCUUGUGUGAAAGUAAUACUAGUAGUAAUCAAUCAUGUCUUCUUAAGCUUCUUCUUCCUCUUCCUCUUCCUCCUCCUCAUACUCUUCUUCACCGACUGUAGCAUCCUGAUAUUGCUGGUACUCUGCAACAAGAUCGUUCAUGUUACUCUCAGCUUCGGUGAACUCCAUCUCGUCCAUUCCUUCUCCCGUGUACCAA